AUGAAAACUGUCAAGAGUAAUUGGCCUCUGAAUGAAUACAAAAAUACAAAAACCCCAUUGUUUUCAAACCACGGAUCCUUGUCGUCAAAUAUUAUUGGGAAAUAUAAAGGAGAAAAGAAGGUUGCUUCCUUAAGCAAAGGAAGGAUUAAGAGUAAAAGCAGGUUGCCUGCUUGUGAUAAAUCUCCAAAAGCACAGAAAUUUGCGAAUCGAUGAGUCAUGUACAAUCAGAGUAAAGAAAAUUCAAAGUCUUUUGUUAGAGCUAAAACGCCAAACUUAGGCUAUGUUGAUGAUAUGGUGAGCAGAAAUAGCUUUUCUAAACCUGAGAGACCUCAGAGAAUUCCAAGAGAUCGCAAAUCUAUCAGAAACAAGCAGAAAGAGAUUGAUAGUAAUCAUGAUUCAGAGAAAUUAGCAAGUCCUAAGAAGAGAUCUGGCAAGAAAGCAUUUAAAAUUUCUCGAUCACCUCACCACCCAAGCUCAGGGAAAAAGGUGCACAGCCCUUUCUUCAAUAACAGUGAUGAGAAGAAAUCAAAGAAGGUUAAAAUACACCAACCUAAGUUUGAACAUGAUUCUGAGAUGGAAGAAGAGCCUCGAACUCAUGUUCAUUUCCAUGAACCAGACAAAGAGAAUGUCGACCACAAUCUCACACUUGGUAGAAUCAAGGAUUAUCAGGAUGAAUUGGAGAAAGCCAAAAAGACAAAGUUUGAACUCAAAGACACUAUAUAAAGAAGCUGAUGGAGAGUCAUCUCGCUGAGAAGAAAAGGAUGGUCGAAAACUUUGAAAAAGAAACUGAAAAUUACUUCAAAUACUACCAGUUCUACCACGACAACGAACAGAAGCUUAAACAGAUGACUGAAGAUACUACAAGCUUGAUGGCUGAGAAGAAGGAGAUGGAAGACAAGAUACAUAAACUUCAGGUUGAAGUAAUCAAGGCUAAAGCUGUGAAGGAAGAGACUAAAUCAACUUGAAAAUGAGAAGAGUAUGGUCGCUUUUGAAAUAGGCUCAAAGCUAAGUUCAUGGACUCCCUUCAUGAGAUCAUGCGUAAUGAUAAAUCUGACCAGCUCAAGAUUGCUAAUUGUCAAAGAGUAGUUGUGAAUACUUUAAAUGAAGUAAAGUCUUUCCUUGAAGGGGGAGAUUAUGAGCAGAGUAAGCCACAAGGUCAUGAAUCAGUCGCUAUACCUGAGAUUAAGACUUACAGCACUGACAAUGAUGACGAAUUAAUUCGAACAGUAGAAGAAGCUUUGUUGAUUGUCAGAAAUGAUAGUUGUAAGAAGACUCAUUUUAAAUCUCAGAGGUCAUUAAGUUCUUUGGGGAUAAACAAAUCCCCUGAGCCUCAUAAUUCACAUAAAGGACGCUCUCCAGAAUUUAUGAAUAAUGCUAAAUCAAAUAAUAAUUUGUACGAAUCACAACUUCGAAGAAGUGCUAAUGAAAUAAAGGAAACUUCUUUUCAAGAUGGCAUUAACGAGAGUUUCGGAAAAGCUCAACCUGAAAGCACUAAGAACCAAGAAAUCAAAUACACAGUUGAAUUUCUCGGUAAAAGCCACUGAGAUGAAAGCCAAGAAUCUGAGGAAGCAGAAUCUGAGAUAGAAUCUUAUGAAGACUAUAAAGGCAUCUCAAUAGAUCAAACCUCUGACGAUGAUACACUGGUAGAUAACGUAAUUAAUAAAAUCACGACUGUUGGCAACAAAGGGAGAACAAACGAGAGAUAUAAACAAGAGACUGGAAUGAAUGAUUUUGAAUUCACGAAUGAAAAUAUCUUCACAAAGAGUAAUGAUCUGUUCUGACCAAUUUCAAGCCGGGAUUCUACCUUGGAUAAGAUCGAAACUGAGAGCCAACAGCAGAGUAGAUUCAAUCUUCCUUUACAAGUUGAAAACAAGAAGAAGCUUAAUGAUGAUAUUGAACUCGCAGUCUGUCUAUUUGAUUUUAAACCCCAAAAGAAAACAGAUCUAGGCUUUAAAGCAGGGGAAAGAAUCAAAAUCGUUAAAAGAAAAGAGCAUGCAAAUUGGUGGUUCGGGUCAAUCGGCUCAAGAGAAGGGUAUUUUCCUAAAAACUAUGUCAAACUUAAGAAAAUACCUAAGUAA
Molecule: messenger RNA, 2078 nt
Organism: Moneuplotes crassus
Lineage: Eukaryota; Ciliophora; Spirotrichea; Euplotida; Euplotidae
Source: the annotation of a GenBank genome assembly